Erigeron canadensis is the source of this 1784-nucleotide messenger RNA. RefSeq names its product purple acid phosphatase 2-like. NCBI's taxonomy places the organism in Eukaryota, Viridiplantae, Streptophyta, Magnoliopsida, Asterales, Asteraceae. Gene Ontology annotation, molecular function: acid phosphatase activity; metal ion binding. Bases 239 to 1639 code for a protein of 466 amino acids. The transcript is spliced from 8 exons. The record is from RefSeq and is a predicted model, not a curated record.
UAGAUCACGGAAACUAGUUAACAGAAACCAAUACUAAAUCUUCUUCUUAAUCAGUACACUAUAUAUAGUUAAUUGUCAUCAAUCUCGUUGACUUAUUAAUAUGGGAAUAUCUUGUUUGCAUAUUCCUUUUUCGUUUUUUCAAACCUCACCCUUAAUUCACCCUAUAUAUACAUACGAUAAAGCUCAAACUAAAGAUAUAGAAAUAUAUUUAUAGUAAGAAUAAAAAAAGCAGGAUAAGAUGGACAGUGUAACAUGGCGCAGUGUUAUUUUAAUCAUGGUUAUGGUUGUAUUGAAAUCAUCAUCAAAUGUUGUUGAAGGAGGUUUUACAAGUAGUUUUAUUAGGAAAACUGAGAAAACAAUUGAUAUGCCUAUGGAUUCUGAUGUUUUUUCUACCCCUCCUGGCUAUAAUGCACCUCAACAGGUUCAUAUAACACAAGGAGAUCAUGUGGGAAAGGCCAUGAUCGUGUCGUGGGUAACCAUGGACGAGCCCGGUUCAAACACUGUCGUUUAUUGGGCUCAAAAUAGCAAGAGAGAGUCGAAAGGUGAAGGCAUGCUUACUAAAUACUCAUACUUCGAUUAUACUUCUGGCUUCAUUCAUCAUUGCAAUCUUACUCAUUUGAAGCAUGAUACAAAAUACUACUACACGGUUGGAAUUGAUCAUACGCCAAGAACUUUCUGGUUUACAACUCCACCUGAAGUCGGACCAGACGUUCCUUACACUUUUGGCCUCAUUGGGGAUCUAGGCCAGAGUUAUGAUUCAAACCUGACACUUACACAUUAUGAAAUGAAUCCUGUGAAAGGGAAAACAUUGCUGUUUGCGGGAGACCUUUCUUACGCAGAUAACUAUCCUAAUCAUGAUAACCGAAGAUGGGAUUCAUGGGGACGGUUUAUAGAGCGAAGUGCAGCAUAUCAGCCUUGGAUAUGGACUGCAGGAAAUCAUGAACUUGAUUAUGCACCUGAAAUUGGAGAGUUUGAACCUUUCAAGCCUUAUACUCAUCGUUAUCCUGUCCCCUACAAGUCAUCUGACAGCCAUACUCCCUAUUGGUACUCCAUCAAGAGAGCUUCCGCUCACAUCAUUGUUUUAGCUUCAUAUUCAGCUUAUGGUAAAUACACACCUCAAUACAAAUGGCUUGAAAAGGAACUACCCAAGGUGAACAGAACAGAAACACCAUGGUUGAUUGUUAUGCUGCAUUCUCCAUGGUAUAAUAGCUACAACUAUCACUACAUGGAAGGUGAAUCCAUGAGAGUAAUGUUUGAGGCAUGGUUUGUAAAGUACAAAGUGGAUGUCGUCUUUGCUGGUCAUGUCCAUGCUUAUGAACGCACGGAACGUGUAUCAAAUAUUGCUUACAACAUUGUUAACGGGAUAUGCCAACCUGUAAAAGAUCAAUCUGCGCCGGUUUACAUAACUAUUGGAGAUGGCGGAAACCUCGAGGGAUUAGCAACCAACAUGACAGAGCCUCAACCCGAGUAUUCAGCUUUCAGAGAAGCUAGUUAUGGACAUGCUACAUUUGACAUCAAGAACCGAACCCAUGCCUACUACGGUUGGCACAGGAACCAAGAUGGGUACGCUGUGACAGCGGAUACAAUGUGGUUUUACAACCGAUUUUGGUAUCCUCAAAAUGAGUCUACAAGUGCCUAAAUAGUACAACUACGUACUUUUUUUUGAAUUCUUUGGGAAUUUUUAGGGAGUUAGUUCGUGUAUGUGUGUUUGUGUGUGUAAGUUAAAUAAUGAAGACAUUAUUUAGAUUUGAAGUUUCAUUGAUACAUGCCAAAUUUAUUUCUCA